AACCCCAUGGAGGUUGUAAACAUGGAUGCUUGAACUUCCAAAAAGCUACAAAAAGUUUCUUAUGUUUUACUUUUUGUUCUGAAAGAACAUCGCUUAUUUUCCUGAAAACUUUAUUUACGUCAUACCUCUUGAUUUUGUUGCGAAAACUGUCGUGUAAUUUGUUUACGUCAAGUUGUAAAUAAGUGGAAGUAAAAUCUAGAUUUAGUCAGAGCAGUUACAAAAAGAAAGCAUCCGGCAUCACAAUCAGAUGGGAUUAAAUUCGUCGUUAAACAAAGAUGACCGUUGAGCAGCCAGCUCUGCAAAGAUUUGGUCAAUAACCAAUAUAUCCAGACAGAAUACCUGGUGCCUCAUAAGACUGUAAGAUACUUGAUGUAAAAGAUACUCAAAAACUUCAUCCUGAGCUUGGAAAAUUAUAACAGGACAAACAACUACUUUCUAGAUGAAUGGUCUUUGGUGUCCAUUUGACAGUUGAUCAUUUGAUUAUGGUAGUGUUUAAAACACAAAAUCUGUAGAAGAUCACACUUAUGCUACAGUAAAAGAGAUAACCGGUAUCACAGAUAGAAAAAGGAUUUGUCAAGCCAUAGAGGCUUGCCGUAACAAUGAUGGUAAAUAUGAGGACACAGAAGUUGUCAACAUGCUUAUAUCAGACACUGCUGUAAAAGCCGAGAACACCAAUGAGAAAAAGAUGGCUAUAACUUACCCUAAAGAAAAGGACUCUGUAGAUGCAGUAGCAGGGCCUCAACAAAAUCUGAACAAAAACUCAAAAGGAGUGAUAGAUCUGACAAAUGUAAGUGAUACGAACGAGACCGAGGAUAUACAGAAAGCUAUAGCAGCCAGUCUCGCUGACAGCACAGGUCCGUAUCAACAAGAAACUACCCCAGGUAUUCUAGGUGGUCAGGUAUCAAGAGAGGAGCAAGAUAUCAGCAGAGUAUUAGAGCAGAGCCUGAUAGAGAGUAAGGCAGGUACUAAACGUAAACGAGGAGAUUUGUGGUUUGUUGAUCCGCUAAAUCCACACGAGAGAAAACGAAAUGAUGACUGGCCUAUCGGGCUGAAAAAUGUCGGAAAUACAUGCUGGUUUAGUGCUGUGAUACAGUCACUGUUCCUUUUGCGGAGAUUUCGUCAUCUAGUCCUUACUUAUCAACCUAAUAAAGAGGCUUCACAAACUGGAACAGGCAAUAUAGAGGUAAGAAGAAACCUGCGAUUUAUGCAAGAGUUACGUCACUUGUUUGCAUUAAUGGUGGGUUCUAAGAGGAAAUAUGUUGAUCCAUCUAAAGCUGUAGAUAUAUUGAAGGAAGCUUUCUCGUCUACUGUAGUCAGCAAUACCAGUGUAACAGACAGCCAACAGGAUGUCAGUGAAUUUCAACAUAAAUUAUUAGACUGGUUAGAAGAUGCAUUCAAGUCUGCUUCCAGGCCAUCUUCUCCUACUGAAAAGACAGAUAAUACCUCGAGUGGUGAGAAAACAUCGUGCAGUAACCCAAUGGUAGAUUUGUUUUAUGGUCAAUAUAGAGCUGAUGGUGUCAAUGAAGGUAAAGGUUUCAGCAAUGAAGAAACAUUUGGUCAGUUCCCACUACAGGUGAAUGGUUUCCGAGAUAUCCAUGAAAGUUUGGAGGCAGCAACUGCUCAUAGAGAAAUAGAAACUGUAAAUAGUGAAACUACACAAAAAUCGGGACAAGAGUUAUGGUUUACAAGAUUACCUCCUGUGUUGACAUUUGAACUAUCACGGUUCCAGUUUAAUCAACAAAUAGGUAGACCAGAGAAAAUACACAACAAAAUAGAAUUCCCUCAAGUUAUUUAUAUGGAUAGAUAUUUAGAUUGUAAUAGAAAUGAAACUCGGCAUCGUAGAGAGCAAGCUAAAAAGUUGAAAGAAGAACUAGUGUUAUUACAAGCUAAACUUGACAAAUUUGUAAAUUAUGGGUCUGGGGUAAAAAGAUUUCCGUUACAAGAUGUACUUCUAUAUGCCCUAGAGUUUGCUAAAUCUCGUCCAGACACUGUCCGUAAAUCUGCCAUUUUGUCUCAAGAUGUUGAUAUGGAGUGUCCGUCACCUAAUGUCAGUAUGAGUGUAGAUUCUCCGAUAAAAUCUCCAGCUGAUGUUGUCAUGGCACCAGUCACCUCACCCUCACCCCUCCAGUCUCCCGAACCCUCCAUGAAGUCGCCCUCCACCGCCUCCACUUCUCCUACCCUCCCUCAACCUAUCCCAGAUGUACCUAUGACACCAGUUUCACAGGGAACCUCAGCUUCAAGUACACCUCCUGAUAUUGCCAUGGGAAGUGACAGUGGGUCAUCUCCAAAUACAAAGUCUGAACACGGGCUUCGGUCUCCGCAGCCGAGACAUGUAACUGAGACAGAACUUGUUGUACUUCAGAAUUGUCUUCACAGAUGGAGAACUGAAGUCGAGAGUGAUGUUAGAGAAUUACAAGAAAACAUUAGUAGACUAGAAGAUUCUAUCAAUAAGAUGUACAGUGAUGAGGCUAUGACAAAGAAUGCAUAUCACCUCCAUGCUGUAUUAGUACAUGAAGGUCAAGCUGCGUCAGGUCACUACUGGGCGUAUAUCUAUGACUCAGCUAGCGAUCAGUGGCUGAAGUUUAAUGACAUCACAGUGAGUGAGGCAUCAUGGGAAGAGUUAGAGAAGGAGAGUGUCGGAGGAUAUCACAAUGCCAGCGCGUACUGCCUCAUGUAUAUUGAUAAAUCCAAGAUUGCCGAUGAGGAAGUUUCAGGAAAGCCGGGCUCCAGUAUGGCAUCUGACCUUGAGAAUUUACCUGAUGACCUUAAGGAGCUGGUUGCUGGUGACAACAAGGUGUUUGCUGAGGAGAUAGAGAAAUGGGAUAGAGACGUGGCUAGGAAAGCAUCGGGUGCUGGAGAUGCUGAUGUUACUAUUGUAUCUGAACAAAAACCUGCAUUGUUAUCACCAGCUAGUUCUAGCAGUACUGUAUCUACACAGACAGUUGUACAACAAACAUUACGACCAAGCUAUGCAAGUGUUCACGCCUACAUCUCCGCACAUGAGAGUUUGGCUGCAUUACGGAAGGUUCUAGAGUCAAACAUCUAUGACACUAGUGGUCCUAGGGAAGCCAUGCAAAGUGGUAUUGAACUAGAGCACAAAAGAAUAAAGAAUGUGGUAGAAAACAUAAGUCGAGAGUUCCCUACACGUGACCCACGACUUCAACAUAUUGUUACGUACAUGAUGCACUGUGAAUGCUCCAAUGAACUGAUUCUUAUAAUGUUGCUGGAACAAUUUGCAGAACUUAUUCGAGAAGAUAAUGAAAAGAUUAAAAAGAUGAAGGCUUCAGCUAAUGAGUGGAGGAAAAAACUUUUGUCCGAUUCUGAGAAAAUAGAAAAACAUUACCAGUUUUGGCAUGAAACUUACCAGAUAUACAGAAAAACUGCAGCUUUGUUUAUAAGAGGAGUGAUGACAUAUUUUGAUGAAAAAUAUGUCGCAGCAUUAGCAUACUUGAUCCAUGCUCAUAGAUUAUCCGAAGAAUUGAAGAAAAGACACAAAAAUGCCUGCCUUCCUGAACCCAAAAUUAGUGCUUUCUUUUUACGACAAACUUUAUUGCAAAUAAAUGACUGUAUAACACAGCAAUUUGAAGAUGCCAGUGAUGUAACAGCCCUGCUAGACUCUAUGAAGUCACAUGUGUUACCAUGCCUACAAACUGUCAUUAACUCUGGUAGUCAGGAGGAUAUUACAGCUGUUGAGGAAAUCAGAGAAAAAUGGUGCUCGUUUCUUGGACAAGAAAUGGAAGCACAGAAGAUAGAACAGCUACAGGACUUUUUAUCAAAACUUUUUGAGCCACCUCUAGAUUUACAUAUUCCCAAAAUUCCCAGCUUGAAACAUGAAAGCUUCCAAAAUUUAGCUAUAGAUUUUGCUAAGGUGAUGGAAAACGCACGAGAUUAUGGAUAUAUUGAAAGAGCAUUGAAAAAUUCAUGAUGUUGAUACAUGAAGAAAAACGAACUGGAGAGAUAUCAAAAUCUGAGUGUUAAAUGUGUUGUUUGCUGUAUGUUAGAUCCCAGUGACACACUGAUGUAAUAACAGCAAAGUGAAAUCCAGGUAAAAAAUACAAAACUGGUUUUAUCAAGAAAUAAAACAAUUACCAUGGUAACAUCUUUGUGGAACCAUUCACAACAGGAGUAAGUAGAAAAUACUAAAACAUGGUAAUGAUACACAUGCACACACAAACUUUAACUAACAAGGAAUAUCAUUUAUUUGCCAUAUUUAAUAUGAUACUGAAGUGAAGUGAACAGUGUUCAUACUAGAGUUUUUUGUCUUCAUGUGUGUUCCAUAAAGUGCUGGAUGUGUGUUCCAUACACUACUGGAGGACAUGUGUGUUCCAUAAAGUGCUGGAUGACUGCAUUUUAAUUUUAUGAUUCAAGUAUAAUUAGUAUUCUUAAAAUAUUAUAACUAACAUGUGAUAAACGUUAAUGUAUAAUCGAUUAAACUGUUUCCAAUUUGGUGAUAUAAGUGAUUGAACAAAACUUAAUACACAUGUAUCUUGUGAUAUGAAAGUACGUUGACCUCUUUUAUAUAUAUAUAAAAUGCGGGUUUACCCUCAGUGUCUUGUAUAACUGUGAUUAUAUAUAAAAGUAAAAAACAAAGGACAGUCAAUCUGUGACAUUAAAACUCUUGACAGUAAAGCAUUGGAAACAGAGGACUGUUCAUACUAAUGGAAUAUAACAAUUUAGUAACCCAAGAAAGAUUGUACUGACUCAAUACAGCCCAAGAAAGAUUGUAUUGGCUUCACACUGACUAGUUUGUACUGGCUCAACACUGUCAAGAGAAUAAUACAAAAUAAUGUCCAUAUUGGUCUUCAAUUUUUAAAUAGAUUUAUGAUUACAGAUUUUGGGGGGGGGGGGGGUUGUAAAUU
Ruditapes philippinarum (Manila clam) is the source of this 4859-nucleotide messenger RNA. RefSeq names its product ubiquitin carboxyl-terminal hydrolase 25-like. The transcript has 25 exons. Gene Ontology annotation, biological process: protein deubiquitination; regulation of protein stability. The record is from RefSeq and is a predicted model, not a curated record. NCBI's taxonomy places the organism in Eukaryota, Metazoa, Mollusca, Bivalvia, Venerida, Veneridae. Gene Ontology annotation, cellular component: nucleus; cytosol. Bases 635 to 3925 code for a protein of 1096 amino acids. Gene Ontology annotation, molecular function: cysteine-type endopeptidase activity; cysteine-type deubiquitinase activity.